UAUUACCUAUGAAUAACCGAAUUUAUCGAUCUCCAUAUCCCAAGUUGGUCACACAUCCAUCAAAGGCGGUUAUCGAAAAUCAGUUCCAUUAUAUAACACCCUAUAUCAACCCCGUCCAAAAUGAAUUCAAUCAGUGCCAAAGAAUUCUUGAUCACCACCGUUCUGGUUAGUGCUUUUGUUGGCUUCUCCUAUGGGAUCGAUUGUUAUUACUGUGAUCCAACAGAUAAAGGUUGUGAUGAUCCAAUUGCAGCAGGAAAAGGAUAUCCCAAUUGCGACGGUUUAACUGGGAACAAUAAUCCUAUGACCAGAGUUCUCGAUCAAGAAAGAGAAAGGGUGGAGAACAAAACUCAAAUAUCAUAUAUUUGCGGUGCUGUUAAAGUCUCAAAUAAGCAAAAUAAAACAUUCGAGGGAAUCUACAGGACGUGCUUGCUAAACACAACAACAGCCGACCAUUGUAAAAUCCUGAAGAACGAAUUCGAAAAUGAGAAGUUUGGGCAAGUUGUCGAGUGCUUGACAUGCGACGAAGCAUUGUGCAAUAGCUGGACCUUGGACAACUUCAAAAAUUCAAGUCCGGAAAGUUUCACAUCAGUUCUGCUCUACACUUUCCUGAGCUGCUUCUUUGUGGUUUAUGUGAUCUGAUUUCGAAUAAACCUUUUGAACUGUCGAACUCUUAUUGUAAGUCGAGAAGGAAAGACAUAAUUUUUUUAUAUUUUAUUAAAAAAAUCAUGCAUACAUAUUUUCAUAACAUACAAGUUUACAUUCAUUGUUUUCGAUAAAUAAACAGGGGAGUUCUCGAAA
Messenger RNA from Coccinella septempunctata (seven-spotted ladybird), 798 nucleotides. RefSeq lists its product as uncharacterized. Bases 121 to 639 code for a protein of 172 amino acids. NCBI's taxonomy places the organism in Eukaryota, Metazoa, Arthropoda, Insecta, Coleoptera, Coccinellidae. The record is from RefSeq and is a predicted model, not a curated record. The transcript has 3 exons.